Molecule: messenger RNA, 285 nt
Organism: Bipolaris oryzae ATCC 44560
Lineage: Eukaryota; Fungi; Ascomycota; Dothideomycetes; Pleosporales; Pleosporaceae
Exons: 2
Source: RefSeq, a predicted model, not a curated record
GUUGUAACCAUCCAUGGACUUCACGGCCACCGCGAGACAACUUGGCAAGCGCGUGACGAAUCGAAGCGAGAGAUGGUCCGUGGAAUAGAGGACUGGAAGUACGAACUGUGCAUCCGUUUGAUGAAUUAUGGUUACGAUGCUUUCAAGACGCUCUCGAAAGAGGUUAUCACUAAAGAGGCAUCAAAAUUGCUGCGUGCGGUUGCAGAGGCAAGGCAUGAGAAAGAUGAGGAUUCGUUCCGGCCGAUAGUCUUCGUGUGCCAUGAUAUCGGAGGCACGAUUGUCAAA